AUGCGGCUCGCCCUGCUGUCUGCGGCCUGCUUGGCCUCUAUUUGCGUGGCUCAAGACGCGCUGUUCCACGAGAGCGUAGGUCUGCAAUGCUCUAAAAGCACUGACUGCGGCUACGUGCCUGCUUUGUCGUGCAUCUCCGGCAAAUGCGAGUACUGCCGACCUGACGCUGAUGACUGCAGUGCUGAUGGAUCCAAGCGUUGCCAAGUGAUGGAGACUCGGGACGAAGAUACGGGCGAAAUGCAGACUCAGUACGCGCUAAACUCCGUCGGAGAGACCGUGCCUAUCGCCUACUGCACCGAAAAGAACCUGUUCGACCCCUUCACGUGGAAGGACGUAGUGGCCACUAUCAUCGCUCUGGUGAGCACAGCACUUGGCUCUGGAUGUGGUGUAGGUGGCGGCGGUCUGUUGGUGCCCAUGUACAUUUUCUUCUACGGACUGAGCCCCAAACACGCCAUUCCGCUGUCCAAGGCCACCAUCUUUGGCAACGCGGUAUCGGCCUACUUUUUCAACUUUAACCGGAAGCAUCCGACAAAUGCCAAGUUACCGCUCAUCAACUACCAGGUUGCAGGUAUUAUGGAGCCCACGACGCUGAUUGGCGCCAUCUUUGGCGUCAUGAUGAAUCACAUGUUCCCGGACUGGUUGAUUCUGGUGCUUCUGGUCUCGUUGCUAUCGUACAUCACGUACAAAACUGUCCUCAAAGGAAACACGAUUCGAGAGAAAGAAUCGAAGUACCAGCGCGCAGUCGUCAAGUCGGUGCUCAAGGGCGGCCCUGAUGGUGGAAUUAGGAAGCUUGGUCGCCAGUGGUCCAUUUAUCGACGUUUUGAUGUGGAGAUUGCCGCCCAUCGGUGGCUGGCGAAGACGCGUCGCAACAAAAAGUUACGAGAAAUUAGAGCUCAAGAUGAAGCAGACUUUGCGUCCUUGCCACCUCUUCGUGAGCACCAGCCAUCAAGUUCAGACCCACUACUAGGUGGCCUCGACAAGCGCGAUUUCGGAACUUUCGUAUCGGACGAUGAUCAGCAGCUGGAGAGACGUAAAGCCAUCGAGAAGCGCGAGAUGAAGGUGUUCCCGCUUAAGUACAUCACCCCAUUGGUGCUCUCCUGGCUUGUGGUGCUGGUGCAGUCGAUGCUUCGAGGCGGUCACGGUGCUCCUAGUAUAAUCGGAAUCACCUGCAACUCGGCGGACUACUGGAUGUUGACGCUGCUUCCGCUGUUGAUCCUGGUUGCGAUCACACUUUGGGUAGGACACCAAUUGCGACUUCAAAACCGACUCAAAGUGCUCUGUGACUACCCAUUUAUCCAAGGUGACGUCCACUGGAUUAAACGCCGUGUCCUCAUCUUCCCAACGUUGUGUACUAUGGCUGGUGUGGCUGCUGGUUUGUUGGGUAUCGGAGGUGGCAUGGUGAAGGGCCCGAUCAUGCUGGAAAUGGGGAUUCUACCGCCUGUGCAGUCGGCUACUGCCAAUUUCAUGAUUCUCUUCACGUCGUCCUCCACUACGCUGCAAUUCGCUAUCAACGGACAGUUCCCGGGCCAGUUACAGUACGACUACAUGGCGUGGUUCGCACUUAUGGGCUGCAUCGGUGGCUUCUGCGGCCAGAAAGUGGUGGCGUAUUUGGUCAAAAAGUACAGACGCGAGUCGAUUAUGGUCUAUCUGCUGGCAGUGACGAUUGGUCUGUCAGCUUUGGCCAUGGGUAUCAUCGGCCUGAAGUCCACCGUUCGAGACAUUGAGAAGGGCGUGCACCUCGGCUUCAAUGGCAUUUGCGACAGUGAAUGA
Messenger RNA from Phytophthora nicotianae INRA-310, 1770 nucleotides. RefSeq lists its product as hypothetical. Gene Ontology annotation, biological process: protein ubiquitination. The record is from RefSeq and is a predicted model, not a curated record. Lineage: Eukaryota; Oomycota; Peronosporomycetes; Peronosporales; Peronosporaceae. The coding region runs from base 1 to 1770 and encodes 589 amino acids. The transcript has 5 exons. Gene Ontology annotation, cellular component: Cul4A-RING E3 ubiquitin ligase complex; membrane.